CUUCUCCACCAAUUAAGCUCCCAAUUUCACUCUUUUGCUUUUGCGUUAUCUCAUUCUGUAUCACUUAAAUUUCAUUUUUGUUUGAUUAAUUCAUUUGAGAGAUGAAUGCCGUUGGGAUUAAGCCGCUGCCUGGAUUCGCAACCUUGCGCGACGGCUAUCUCCCAGGUAAUGCGAAAGCGAGGAGCGUUUUGCGAAUCACUGCUGCGGAUGGGUUACAGCAGGCAGUGAGAGUGGAUGUUAAUGGCACUGGCAAUGGCAAGGCCAAGCUCGAUACGCUUAAACCAAAUGGGUCGCCUUUGGGUUCAAUUUUAGCAAAUGGGUUUACUAGCAACGGGAAAAAUCAGAGCCCAUUGUCAAGGAUUGGAAAUUCAACAAAUAUAAAGUGGCAUGAAUGCUUAAUUGAUAAAAUUGAUAGACAAAAUUUGCUCAAUCAGAAAGGUUGUGUUAUAUGGAUCACAGGUCUCAGUGGUUCAGGAAAGAGUACAGUAGCAUGUCAUUUGAGUAAAAUCUUGACUCAAAUGGGAAAGUUGACUUACAUUCUUGAUGGAGACAAUCUCAGGCAUGGUUUAAAUAGUGAUCUUAGUUUUAAAGCUGAAGAUCGUGCGGAGAACAUUCGAAGAGUUGGGGAGGUGGCAAAGCUGUUUUCAGAUGCAGGAGUCAUAUGCAUUGCCUGCCUAAUUUCUCCAUACAGAAGGGAUAGAGAAGCUUGUCGCAAAAUUUUGCCAAAUGGAGAUUUUAUUGAGGUGUUCAUGGAUGUUCCACUCGGAGUCUGUGAGUCCAGAGACCCUAAGGGUCUGUAUAAGCUUGCUCGAGCAGGGAAAAUCAAAGGCUUUACUGGCAUUGAUGAUCCUUAUGAGCCCCCUGCAAAUUGUGAGAUAACACUGAAAUGCGACAAUGGAAUCUAUGCUUCCCCUUCUGCAAUGGCUGAGAAAGUGAUUUGUUAUCUGGAAUACAAUGGGUAUCUCCAGGCAUAGAAAAGGAUUUGUUUACCUCUCGGCCACCCAUGCGAUGCAUGCAAAUGGAUGAAACUCUGGCAACUUCUCAUCAAAACCACCAGGAAUAGUAUUUUCGUUGAUCAUUAGUCUAUGGAUCGAUCACUAAUUUCACUUUUGUUUCUCCGUUGUCAUUUUUAUUUUUUUUUUAUUUUUAAUGUAUUAACAAUUACUUUUUUUGAUAUUUAAUUUUAACUAAAAUUUAAAUUCGA
Hevea brasiliensis (rubber tree) is the source of this 1204-nucleotide messenger RNA. Its product is annotated as adenylyl-sulfate kinase 3. Gene Ontology annotation, molecular function: ATP binding; adenylylsulfate kinase activity. The transcript is spliced from 6 exons. NCBI's taxonomy places the organism in Eukaryota, Viridiplantae, Streptophyta, Magnoliopsida, Malpighiales, Euphorbiaceae. Bases 102 to 974 code for a protein of 290 amino acids. The record is from RefSeq and is a predicted model, not a curated record. Gene Ontology annotation, biological process: sulfate assimilation.